AUGACUGAAUCAUUCGAAGAUAAAUUCAAAACAGAACUCUACAAGAAGCAUGAAGUGAUCAAAAAAAUCUUUCAAAUUAUUGAAAAUGUGAAAGCAGCUGCUGCACAAACGACUGCAAAAACUCGUCAGGAGUACUACCUUCUUCAAAAGUAUGAAGUACUGCAAUGCGGAGAUGUUGAGAAAUUGAUCAAAAGAAGAAGCAACCCUGAGCAACAACCAAUGUACUAUGUCAGCAUUGAAGAUACGUAUGAUGUUAUCAAACGCGCACAUAUUGCAACAGGCCACGGUGGUCGUGACCGAAUGGUGAAAGAGAUUGGUAAGAAGUAUGUCAACGUUACACGCGACGCCAUAGAGCUGUUUAAAUCCUACUGUUAUGAAUGUCAAAAGAAACAUAAACGUCCACGAACGAAAGGAGCCGUAGUUCGUCCUAUUCUUACAAACGAAUUUGCAUCUCGGGCUCAAGUUGAUCCUAUCGAUAUGCAAUCAAUGCCCCAGCAUGCAUUCAAGUGGAUAUUGGUGUACCAGGAUCACCUCACUAAGUUUGUUAUUCUCAGAGCUUUGACUUCCAAGCGCGCUGCAGAAGUUGCUCAUAAUUUGUUGGAUAUUUUUCUUUUGAUAGGUGCACCCUCCAUCCUACAAAGUGACAAUGGUACUGAAUUUACGGCUGAAGUAAUUACGGAAUUGAAACUUUUCUGGCCGAGACUUGUCAUGGUACACGGUAAACCUCGGGCGUGCUAA
Molecule: messenger RNA, 738 nt
Organism: Macrobrachium nipponense
Lineage: Eukaryota; Metazoa; Arthropoda; Malacostraca; Decapoda; Palaemonidae
Product: KRAB-A domain-containing protein 2-like
Exons: 2
Coding region: 1-738 (245 amino acids)
Biological process (GO): DNA integration
Molecular function (GO): nucleic acid binding
Source: RefSeq, a predicted model, not a curated record